Molecule: messenger RNA, 2771 nt
Organism: Hemibagrus wyckioides
Lineage: Eukaryota; Metazoa; Chordata; Actinopteri; Siluriformes; Bagridae
Product: keratin, type II cytoskeletal 8-like
Exons: 9
Coding region: 273-1928 (551 amino acids)
Biological process (GO): intermediate filament organization; keratinization
Cellular component (GO): keratin filament
Molecular function (GO): structural constituent of skin epidermis
Source: RefSeq, a predicted model, not a curated record
GUGCUUGCAGCAAGGCCUGAGGCAGGGUGUAACUCUUCUUAUCUUUCCACUCUCACUCUGUACCUGUUUGACAGGUAGGGUGUGUCUGAGAACGGGCUGCCCCUCCAGCAGGCAGUGGGAUGGUAUAAAAGGAAGAAGCCAGCAGCAGAAGAGUACACAGAGGGACUUCGACUCUCCUUUGUGAGCGACCUCCUCCUACUCCUCCACUCAGCUCUUCUGCAAGCUCUUAAGCUCUUUCUCUAUCCCGCAUCUCCACCAACCAGAGACCAACCAUGCAUCAAAGCUCCAGAUCCUACUCCAGCAGGUCGGCCUACGCCAUCCCUGGAGGAUCCAGCAAGAUAAGCAUAGUAUCGAGCUCACGCCGCUCUGGUGUCGGCUCUGGGUUCGGCGGCGGCAUGGGUGGCGGUGGUGCCAGCUACAGCUUCAGCAGCAGCAGCAUCGGUGGAGGUGCUAUGGGAAUGGGUGGAGGCUAUGGCCUUGGGUUUGGCAGCGGUGCAGGCUAUGGUGGAGGUGCUGGUGGUGGCUUAGGUGGUGGCUACGGCGGAGGCCUCGGCGGAGGCCUCGGCGGAGGCCUCGGUGGUGGCUUCGGUGGUGGCUUUGGUGGUAGCUCUGGUGGUUUCAUCCCACCUCCCAUCACCGCUGUGACAGUGAACCAGAGCCUGCUGCAGCCCCUCAACCUGGAGAUCGACCCCAGCAUCCAGGCCGUCCGCACCCAGGAGAAAGAGCAGAUCAAGACCCUCAACAACCGCUUCGCUUCUUUCAUCGACAAGGUGCGCUUCCUGGAGCAGCAGAACAAAAUGCUGGAGACCAAGUGGAGCCUCCUGCAGGACCAGACCACCACCCGCUCCAACAUUGACGCCAUGUUCGAGGCCUACAUCGCCAACCUGCGCAGACAGCUGGAUGGCCUGGGCAAUGAGAAGAUGAAGCUGGAAGGAGAGCUGAAGAACAUGCAGAUUCUUGUUGAAGACUUCAAGAAGAAGUAUGAGGACGAGAUCAACAAGCGCGCCGCUGCAGAGAACGAGUUUGUCCUCCUGAAGAAGGAUGUCGACGCAGCCUACAUGAACAAGAUUGAACUCGAGGCCAAGGUUGAUGCUCUCCAGGAUGAAAUCAACUUCCUCAGGGCAGUCUACGAGGCUGAGCUGCGCGAGCUGCAGUCUCAGAUCAAGGACACAUCAGUCGUUGUGGAGAUGGACAACAGCAGGAACCUGGAUAUGGAUGCCAUUGUGAAUGAAGUCCGUGCUCAGUACGAGGACAUUGCCAACCGCAGCCGUGCCGAGGCAGAGUCAUGGUACAAACAGAAGUUUGAAGAGCUGAAGACCUCCGCUGGUAGCUAUGGUGAUGACCUGCGCUCUACCAAGUCUGAGAUCGCUGAGCUGAACAGAAUGAUUGCCCGCCUGCAGAACGAGAUUGAGGCCGUCAAGGGGCAGCGUGCCAACCUGGAGGCCCAGAUUGCCGAGGCAGAGGAGCGUGGUGAGAUCGCAGUGAAGGACGCCAAGCUCCGCAUCAAGGACCUGGAGGACGCUCUCCAGAAAGCUAAGCAGGACAUGGCCAGGCAGGUGCGUGAGUACCAGGAGCUCAUGAACGUCAAGCUGGCUCUGGACAUUGAGAUCGCCACCUACAGGAAACUCCUGGAGGGAGAGGAGUCCAGACUCUCUGGUGGAGUCUCUGCCACCGUCCACAUUCAGCAGCAGUCCUCUGGAGGUGGCGGAUUCUCCUCCGGCUCUGGAUUCGGCUAUGGAGGUGGAGCUUCAGGUGGAUUUGGAGGAUCGUUUGGUGGUGGCAUGGGCGGUGGCAUGGGCGGUGGCAUGGGCGGUGGCAUGGGCGGUGGAAUGGGCAGUGGCAUGGGCAGUGCCAUUGGCGGUGGCUUUGGCACUGGCUCAUCCAUCAGUAGAACUUCCGUCAAAACUGUUUCGUCAAAACGCUACUAAACUGAAGCUUCUCGACAUCAUUUCCCUGCACCUUUCACCAACAACACAUCAAUGGUGCUAAAAUGUUAGCCAUUAGCCCAACCUCAACCAUCCAACCAAUUUCUGAAACCUGUUAAUGUUUUUUUUUUUUUCUCACUUGAUAGAAAAGAUAUCUUCAGGGGUAGAUGUUAAUCAGUGACCCUCUGAAAUAUGGUCCCAAAAGAAAUCAGGAAGAAUGUAAAGGGAAAUGCUUGAUUCUCUUUAACCCUGCUGAAAGUUCUUUAUUUUCUGCACUGAUAUGUUCUGGGGUAAAGGAAGACUCGAUAGGUAUAACCAUUAAAACCACCAGAGCUGUUUCUUAAAACUGAAGCCACUGAAUACAAAGUUAGGACAGGGUUGCGACAGUAAGUGAGCGAUUUUCUAGACGUUUCCCAUCGCGAUCAAUGUUUUCAGCCGACGCUAACCUGUCUCCGGUGCUGAACAGAGUCGAUGCCGCUAUUCUGUACAGUAGAUGCACACCGUUCCACUGUGAGCAGAGCUGUUUCGAUGUAAACCACAUCUCCUGUGGGUUCCCAAUGAUGAUCCUCUCCACACAGUCUGCCUUUUCUCUUGCUAAUUCGGCAGCUGUUUGCUAGCUUACCAUACUGACCAACCAAACAAUCUUUUGUCCACCUCUUUGCUUCUAGAGUUCAAUCGAGGAUUGCAAUCCCUCGCUCUCAGGCUGUCCCACAUCUGUUUUCAUCUUCUUUUUUUUCUCAGACAAAAAAAAGCAAACAAAAGCAGACGAUAAGACCAGGUUUAUUGUUUGUAAGAUAAUGUUGUGACACCAUCAAAACCUGAAAGCAAUAAAUCUGAGAUCUAUAA